AUGCGCUCCAAGUUCAAGGACGAGCACCCCUUCGAGAAGCGCAAGGCUGAAGCCGAGCGCAUCCGCCAGAAGUAUAACGACCGCAUCCCAGUCAUUUGCGAGAAGGUAGAAAAGUCGGAUAUUGCCACCAUCGACAAGAAGAAGUACCUGGUCCCGGCCGACCUCACCGUGGGCCAGUUCGUCUACGUGAUCCGCAAGCGAAUCAAGCUGUCUCCCGAGAAGGCCAUCUUCAUAUUCGUCCAGGACACCCUGCCGCCGACCGCCGCGCUCAUGUCGAGCAUCUACGAGUUACACAAGGACGAGGACGGAUUCCUGUACAUCACCUACUCGGGCGAGAACACCUUCGGCGACCUGUUCGAGGAAGUCGAGUGA
This is a messenger RNA of Pyricularia pennisetigena, 372 nucleotides long. RefSeq lists its product as uncharacterized. The transcript is spliced from 3 exons. The record is from RefSeq and is a predicted model, not a curated record. Gene Ontology annotation, biological process: cellular response to nitrogen starvation; macroautophagy. Lineage: Eukaryota; Fungi; Ascomycota; Sordariomycetes; Magnaporthales; Pyriculariaceae. Gene Ontology annotation, molecular function: phosphatidylethanolamine binding. The coding region runs from base 1 to 372 and encodes 123 amino acids. Gene Ontology annotation, cellular component: cytosol; autophagosome; fungal-type vacuole membrane.